Pestalotiopsis fici W106-1 is the source of this 2463-nucleotide messenger RNA. RefSeq lists its product as uncharacterized. Gene Ontology annotation, cellular component: Golgi membrane; trans-Golgi network. Gene Ontology annotation, molecular function: serine-type endopeptidase activity. The transcript has 2 exons. Gene Ontology annotation, biological process: protein processing. Bases 1 to 2463 code for a protein of 820 amino acids. NCBI's taxonomy places the organism in Eukaryota, Fungi, Ascomycota, Sordariomycetes, Amphisphaeriales, Sporocadaceae. The record is from RefSeq and is a predicted model, not a curated record.
AUGAAGCUGUCUGCACUGUUGGCAUUGAGCGGCCUGGCUGGCAUAGGCUCCGCAUCAACCCUACAAACGAGAGAUUUUGAUUCGAAUGAUUACUACGUUCUGCACCUCGACCGGGCUGUCCAACCAGAGAACAUCGCCUCGAGAUUGGGACUUCGGCAUGAAGGUCCGUUGGGCAAUCUCGCAGAUCACCACAUCUUCUCUACGGCAAAACGCGACGAUGAUCUCGUCGAGAGCGCCAUCAAAGAACGGAGGCGGAAAAGAUCUCUUGUUGGCGACACUGACUACUUGGAUCUGGUAAAAUUCUCCCAGAAGCAGAGUUUGCACGCACCGCUUCAAAAGAGAAUCCCGCCCCCAAAGCCUGCCGGAUUCUAUCCAGUCCUGCCUCGACAAAACGCCGAUGCGAACGCUGUCAUCAAGCAGCAGUCUGUUAUGCAGCAGCUGGGAAUAUCCGACCCCAUCUUCCACGAGCAAUGGCACUUGUUCAACACGGUCCAGCUGGGCCAUGAUGUCAACGUUACCGAUGUGUGGUUGUCAGGUGUCACUGGCAAGAAUGCGACCGUGGCAAUCGUCGACGACGGUCUGGACAUGUACAGCAACGACUUGAAGCCCAAUUACUAUGCACAGGGUAGCUAUGAUUUCAAUGACCAGACUGAAGAACCCAAACCGAGGCUGUCUGACGACAAACACGGAACCCGAUGUGCUGGCGAAGUGUCUGCCGCAAAGAACGACGUCUGCGGUGUAGGUGUCGCCUACGACUCCAAGAUUGCCGGUAUCCGAAUUCUUAGCAAAAUGAUCAGUGAUGCCGACGAGGCUAUUGCCAUGAACUACGACUACCAGCACAACCAGAUCUACUCUUGCUCUUGGGGGCCCCCCGAUGAUGGACGCACCAUGGACGCACCUGGUGUUCUCAUCAAGAGUGCCAUGUUAAACGGUGUCCAAAAUGGCCGUGGAGGACUCGGAUCAAUCUUCGUAUUCGCUAGUGGCAACGGCGCUGCCAGUGAGGAUAACUGCAACUUUGAUGGGUACACCAACUCCAUCUACAGCAUUACCGUUGGUGCCUUGGACCGCAAGGGGGCGCACCCGUACUACUCUGAAAAGUGUUCUGCUCAGCUUGUGGUCACGUAUAGCAGUGGAGGCGGCGACGCUAUUCAUACUACUGAUGUAGGUGAGAAUGCGUGCUACAACGGCCACGGUGGUACCUCAGCUGCGGCACCUCUGGCGGCUGGCAUCUUCGCGCUUGCUCUCGAGGUCCGCAACGAUCUUAGCUGGCGUGAUAUGCAGUACAUUGCUAUUGAAAGCGCUGUACCCAUUGACCUUGACACGGAGGAGUGGCAAGACACGUCAAUGGGCAAGAAGUUCAGCCACACAUUUGGUUACGGCAAAGUCGACAGCUGGAAGCUUGUGGAAGUUGCAAAGACUUGGCAGAACGUCAAGCCCCAAGCUUGGUUCUUCUCCCCAUGGAUCCAUAUCAAGCAGGAAAUUCCUCAGGGUAACACUGGCCUUACCUCAACGUUUGAAGUCACGGCCGACAUGUUGAAGCAGGCCAACUUGGAAAAUGUCGAGCAUGUUACAGUUACCAUGAACGUUGAGCACACCAACCGAGGUGAUCUAAGUGUUGAUCUUAUCAGCCCGGAUGGCGUGACCAGCCAUAUUGCGACUACUCGCAAAUUUGAUUCCAGCAAGGAUGGGUAUGAUGACUGGACAUUUAUGAGUGUAGCACACUGGGGUGAGAAGGGCGUUGGCACGUGGACGAUUAUUAUCCGGGACUCCAAGGUCGACUCCCACAAGGGAAAGUUCAUCGACUGGCAUCUGAAGCUCUGGGGUCAAACGAUUGACGCCUCCAAAGCCAAGUUGCUCCCAAUGCCCACUGAACAGGACGAUGAUGAUCACGACAAGAUCGUCACCACCACCAUCCCUCCCGGAACAACCACUGUGCCCGCGGGUUCUGAUCAGACUGGCACACCUGUGCAUCCUACUGAUCUUCCAGACGACCAUCCUCACCGACCUCAGAAGCCUACCGGCACUGACGGCCAGCCGAUAGAAACCGGUACAACCGAGGAAGAAGCAGCCGAGACUUCUGCAGCGAGCUCAUGGGUUCCGUCCUUCUUGCCGACAUUUGGUGCCUCUCCUCACACUCUGGCCUGGAUCUACGGCUCACUUGGUCUCAUUGGCCUGUUCGUCUGCGGUCUAGGUGCAUGGUGGUGGAUUGUGCGCCGCCGCCGCGCCAGCCCUCGCGAUUCGUACGAGUUCGAACUCAUUGAUGGCGACGAGGGCGAAGGUCUGACGGGUGCGGGCGAGCCAAAGCGCAAGCGAGGUGGUGAGCUGUACGAUGCCUUUGCCGGUGGCAGCGAUGAUGAGGAUGAUGACGCUGCUGCCGUCCACGGUGCUGUGCGGAGAAGCAUUGACAGUGACGCCUCGGAAGAGGGCAAUGAGAAGCAGAGCUCCAGGCUACUCGGCCGGUAG